Racocetra fulgida is the source of this 555-nucleotide messenger RNA. NCBI's taxonomy places the organism in Eukaryota, Fungi, Glomeromycota, Glomeromycetes, Diversisporales, Gigasporaceae. The record is from the annotation of a GenBank genome assembly.
AUGUUUCUGACAAAAAUACCCUCUGCUGGAUUUGGAAUUAAAAAGACUCGUGUCAAAGGCAAACAUAUUCGGACGGGAGAUUCACGUCCAAACAUAAUUAACGCUUUACAAAAAGUAUCAGAUGAAGAAUUUUUAAAGUAUGUUGUAAAAGAUGAAAAAAUGGCGUUUGAAAGCCUUGAUGUUAGUCAAACCCCAUGGAUUAUCAAUGGCGUUAAAUUGGCACCAACUUCUGUUUCCGAAUGCAUUGGAGAAAAAAUACGCGAACUACUUAGACCAUUUUUCAUGGAGAUAAUCAAUCCCCGGAAUCCAUUUCCAUCUCAAAAAGCUCUAAAUGCUGUACAAGAAGAAAUAAAUAAGGAAAAUUUGGGAAGAACUGUUCCAAAUUUUGGGGAUAUGAUCGGAUGUCAUGCAGAUAUUUUAGCUUUGGAUGUGUUAGAAGUUGAUUUGGAUACCGAAGAUAAAGACCUUGAACAUGAAGGAUUCCUUAUUUCACAUAGUCAAACCGUCCUGCUUAUCAACAAAUUUAUCUUACCGGGCAAAAUUUGGUUAAAACUA